Molecule: messenger RNA, 2286 nt
Organism: Aspergillus clavatus NRRL 1
Lineage: Eukaryota; Fungi; Ascomycota; Eurotiomycetes; Eurotiales; Aspergillaceae
Product: alpha-1,2-mannosidase family protein
Exons: 5
Coding region: 1-2286 (761 amino acids)
Biological process (GO): carbohydrate metabolic process; protein quality control for misfolded or incompletely synthesized proteins; protein deglycosylation
Cellular component (GO): nucleus; cytosol
Molecular function (GO): carbohydrate binding; peptide-N4-(N-acetyl-beta-glucosaminyl)asparagine amidase activity
Source: RefSeq, a predicted model, not a curated record
AUGCAUUCAUUAAGCGUCCUUUUAAUCUUAACUAUACUUCAGCCCGUGGUGCGCGCGGCCGAUUGGACGCCCCAUGUCAAUCUUUUCAUGGGCACCCAGAACGGGGGCAACAAUUUCCCCGGCGUGGCUCGUCCGUUCGGAAUGGUCAAGCUCGGCCCUGACCUUCUCCGGCCUGGGAGCGAUGCGUACUCCGGAUAUCUGCCGAAUGGCGCGUUCUCGGGAUUCAGCAUGAUGCAUGAGCAGGGGACAGGAGGCGCUCCGAAGUACGGGACCGUCUCACAGCUGCCGCUGGUGGGCAAUGUCACAGACCCGCUCUCGGGUAAAACCAUUGACCGGGCGGGCAUCGAUGAGGCGUCUGUAGGCUACUACAAGGCCCAGACGUCGGAAGGAGCGGUUGUUGAACUGAGCGCCACAGCCCAUGCGGGGAUAUACCGGUAUACCUUUCCCAAGGGGUCGACGGGGCAUGUCCUCGUUGACGUCUCCCAUGUUCUGCCCUCGUUCAGAGGACAGGGUCUUGGUCAGCGGUACAAGGGUGGUGACUUCGCCAUCUUUGCUGAUGGGCAUUAUGAGGGCCACGGGAUAUAUGACAACGGGUGGAAUCGCUCUCCAGACUGGACCAUCUAUUUCUGCGGCCAUUUCGAGAACGACCCUGCCAGCAAUGUCACUUAUAUCGGAACAGACGCAGAAGGCAGCGUCAAGCAGGACAGUGGAUAUGCGUCGUCCUCGUCUAGCUCGACGCGCGUCGGAGGUCUUUUCACUUUCCAGGAGCGAGUAGUAACCUCACGUGUCGGUAUCUCCUGGAUCUCGACAGACAGGGCCUGCCAGAAUGUCCAGGAUGAGAUUCCGCAUGGGACAAAAUUCGCUUCUGUCGUGGAAGAGACCAAAGAAGAAUGGAACUCCGUCGUUCUGUCCAAGAUAACAACAUCCAACACAACGCAGAAGAACCUAGAGCUGCUGUAUACGUCACUGUAUUUCAUGCAUCUGAUUCCCACGAACCAGACGGGCGAGAACCCAAGCUGGUCCUCUUCAGAACCUUAUUAUCAAGACAUCUUCACAUUCUGGGAUCUCUUCCGCUGCUCGACGGCACUCAUGCAGGUCCUGCAGCCGCAAGCUUAUGAAGAGCAAAUCCGAUCUCUGAUCGACAUCUGGCGGCACGAAGGUUUCAUGCCAGAUGCACGCUCGUCAAACUACAAUGGCCGCACGCAGGGCGGCUCCAAUGCGGACAACAUCCUGGCGGACGCAUAUGUCAAGGGCGUACGCGGCGCCGUGAACUGGGAGGACGGGUAUCGCGCCAUGAUGGCAGAUGCCGAGACCGUGCCACCAAACAACCCAGCCGAUCCCAUGGCCCCCGACUCCUCCACAAAGGAAGGGCGCGGUGCGCUCCCGGACUGGCUGAAUCUGGGGUACAUCACACCCAGAUUCACCCGCGCGGUCAGCCGAGCAGUCGAGUAUGCGGCAAAUGAUUUCGGGUUGUACCAGGUGGCUUCUGGGUUGGACAAGCACGCCGACGCGAAGAAGUAUUUGAACCGUUCGCGGAACUGGCGAAACCACUGGAACCCCAAACAGACGUCCUUGGGAUUCUCCGGCUUCGUUGUGCCGCGCGACUCGUCCGGAUUUCUCGAAACCGACCCCCUGAAUGACGCCGGAUACUGGGGAUCUCCUUAUUACGAAGCCAACUCGUGGGCGUACUCCUGGGCAGGUGUUCAUGACAUGAAGCAGUUGAUCAAGAUGAUGGGAGGCGCUCAUACCGCUGUCAAGCGCUUGGACACCAUGCUCAACGAGGGAGCCAGUGGAUCGAGUGGAACCAUCUUCGAUCCGACCAACGAGCCCAUGUUCAACAUCCCAUAUCUCUACAACUACGCUGGGCGACAAGACCUCUCUGUCUCCCAGUCCCGCAAGGUGGCCAAGAAGUACUACAACACUGGUGUGACCGGUCUUCCCGGCAACAGCGACGCUGGCGCGAUGCAGACGUGGCUACUCUGGAACAUGAUCGGACUGUACCCCAUCACGGGGCAGACGACAUUCCUGAUCCACUCGCCGUGGUUCGAGUCCCUGACUAUCGACCUGGGGAACGGUAAGGAGUUGCACGUCACAGGCCACGGCGGGGAUGGCCAUGGCGAUAGCAAGAUCUAUGUCCAGAGCCUCAAAGUCAACGGCCGAGAAUGGCGCAAGAAUUGGCUCACAUGGAGCGACAUCUUCGAGAAAGGAGGAACGCUUGAAUUUGAACUGGGUGAUGCUCCAAGUGACUGGUUCACGGGAGAACUGCCGCCCAGUCCUGCGUCAUGA